Penicillium argentinense is the source of this 1242-nucleotide messenger RNA. Its product is annotated as putative protein kinase. Gene Ontology annotation, biological process: protein phosphorylation. The transcript is spliced from 5 exons. Lineage: Eukaryota; Fungi; Ascomycota; Eurotiomycetes; Eurotiales; Aspergillaceae. The coding region runs from base 1 to 1242 and encodes 413 amino acids. Gene Ontology annotation, molecular function: protein kinase activity; ATP binding. The record is from RefSeq and is a predicted model, not a curated record.
AUGGCACCACGCUUAAGUGCCUUAAAAUCUGCCUUUAGGAUAGCAUCACGUCCCUCUCAAGGCAGCUCUCAAAGAUCAUUUGUCAGGUUGCCUGUGGAACGGCCGAUCGAUGAGGAGACGCUACCUCACUACGACACAGAACAAUUCUAUCCCGUACACAUUGGAGAUGUAUUCAAUGACAGGUACCGGGUCACAGGAAAGCUUGGCUUCGGUGCCUACUCAACAAGUUGGCUAUGUCGGGAUCUUCGAAGCCAAAGGUAUGUUGUGCUAAAGGUGUCCACAUCGCUACGAAAUUUUCCCACUGCGACCGACCGCGAGUUCAAGAUUUACGAGCACCUCGCGAAGAUCAAAUCGGCCCAUCCAGGACAAUCACUAAUCCGAGAGCUCUAUGACUCCUUCGAGGUCCGGGGCUAUGUUGGCAAACACCGGUGCCUCAUCCUUCAACCAAUGCACAUGACGCUCCUUGAGAUGAUGAGACUAAACCCAAGGCCAUUUGACCUACCCCUUCUCAAAAUGACUCUGAGACGAUUAUUAUUGGCGCUUGAUUUUCUGCACACUGAAGCCGACACCAUUCACACCGAUCUGAAGACCGACAAUCUGAUGCUUAGCCUGGAGGACAAUACAAUGCUAGCCGAUUUUGCGGAUGAAGAGAUCAGACAACCGAGCCCUCGAAAAAAGAUAGAUGAAUCGCGCACCAUAUACCAAAGUCGACAAUUUCGCCAACCCUAUAGAGGGAAGAGCUUCGGUCUGCCUAUUCUUUGUGAUUUUGGGGAGGCAAGGAUUGGGAAGACACAUGAGUCUGGCCCUUUUGUACAGCCGAAUAUCUAUCGAGCUCCAGAGAUCAUAUUUGAGAUGGCAUGGGGAAGCGCUGUUGAUAUCUGGAACCUGGGGGCUCUGAUUUGGGAUCUCUUUGAAGGACAUCAUCUAAUUGGGGAUAUUUUCGAUAAUAAUGGCAACCACGAUCCAUUUAAACACCUGGCAUUAAUGGUCGCAUUGAUUGGGCCACCGCCGAUGGAUUUUGUCCGUCGCAGUGAAACAACAGGGCAGUGUUUUGAUCGCAAUGGUUCUUGGAUUGCUCAUGAAGACGCGGUUGUGCCGCCGACUUCCCUGGAAAGUCUAGAGAAGCGACUUUCUGGCACCGAGAAGGAAUAUUUUCUUCAUUUUCUUAGGUCCAUGCUUAAGUGGCUGCCGGAAGAACGCAAGACCGCAAGGCAGCUGCUUGACGAUCCGUGGCUGCGCUGA